AUGAGCUCAUCGAUAGGAGAAACGUUCAAGAGUUUGAAACUUACAGGCUCAAGUCCAUCAGAAGAUGAGCAAAUUUACAAGGUGUCAUAUGAAUUUUUAAAACAAAAGAAAUUCAAUGACGAGCAAGCUUUUAGGAACUGUCUCGUUUCGCUAAUCAAUUUGGAUAAAUACGAGCUUGCAGACCAAUUAAUCAAAAAAAUUCCUAGUUCACUUGUUGAACCAUUGAUUUUGGAGAUUGCAUAUGUAUAUUAUAAAAUUGGAAGAGCUCUGGAGAUUUAUAAGUUACAUGAGGAGUACUCGUUGAAAAUAUCGUCUUCACCUGCAGUUGCUAGAGGAUUUGCGCAUAUAUUAAUUCAAACCUAUUACAAAGCGGGCGAAUUUUCUAAAGCAUUGGAAUUGAACAGAAAGAUUGCUGGAGAUGUUUUUGCAAAUCCAGAGGAACACGGUGAUUUGGUCACGAAUGAGAGUGCAAUUGUAUCGCAAUUAAUUUUCCAAAGUGGUCAUGAGCAGCAUAUGGACGCAUCCACUAACACUGAGUUGGAUGAAACAAACUAUGACUUAUUAUUUAAUGAAGCAUUGAUUGAACUAGCGAAGGCAAACUUGUCCAAGUCGUUGACUUUACUCCAAAAGGCACAUCAGGUGUGCACACAAAACAACAUGGAUGAAGAAGAGGCAGAAGUUGAAUUGCUACCCAUAAAGCUCACUAUAUCUUAUGUCCAGCAAUUGAGCGGUAACACUGAAGAGGCGGAAAAGAUUCUUUUGCUGAUGAACACCGACCAGGUUCAUGACUCUUUACUCAAAUUGAUCGUUAAUACCAAUUUACACUCAUUUGAAAAGGAUGCGACAUCGAAACAGAGCAACCCAAACUUGAUUGAGAGGCAACUCAAUCUUCAAGAGCGUCUUCAGCAAUUGAAACAGAAACUCACUAUAUUCCAAUGCGAGACUAUUCUUCAGAAUAGUAUGUUGUUACGAUACGCCACAGGCACUUUAAACAAUUCACUGUUAUUGAAAAGCUCUUUUAUUCAACCUUAUAAUUUGGUAACCUUGGCUUACCAAGUUCUCAUUUCAAAUGGUAUUUCAUUUGAAAGUUUAUCAGACCAGACUCAACUCAAAAGUGUAGGCAAAAAGCUUGUCAGAUUCAUCAAACAAGAGGAAAAGAAGAAGCACAUCGGAAAAAAUACAAAUAGUGGCAACAUAAACGAUAACAAUAAUGAUAAAAAAGACAACAGCAUUAAUUAUAACAGUAGUGGAGUUGUUGAAGCAGCUACAAUUUUGUUAGUGUUUGUUAACUCUCAGCUCAAUAACUUUGAUCAGAGUUUACCGCUUUUGGAGAAAUUGGCCAACGAGUCAUUAAAUGAGAUGAUUGUAAAGCCAGGCAUCGUUGGUACCUUGAUUACAGUCUAUGAAAAACAACACAACCUUGCAAAGCUCAAAAAGCUUCUCAAGACAUUGGUUGAGAAAUUCUUGUACAGUCCCGAAGAUUCUUUUAAAAAUGUCAACUACUACAACUUUGCAAAGAUUGUGGCGAUGAAGAACUAUGCAUUCAGCGAAGAUUCUAGACAGUUGUUUGAAUUCUUGCACGCUGCAAACCCCCAGGAUAUGCUCAUCAACUCAAUUCUUUCAAAUUCUAAUGAGAGUUUGCAAUCUAUAGCAGAUUUGUCAUCGCAAAAGUCUGUAGACAGUUUACUUGCAGUGAACAUGGAGGCGCUAAUCCCCACAAAAAGUAAACCAAUCAAAUCAAUUACGAAAGCAGCAACAAAAGUUACAAAAAAGAAACAAAAGCCAAAGUUUGGCAAGAAUAAAGUUGUUAAGCCAGAAGGCGAGUUUACGCUUGACAAAGAGAGGUGGCUUCCAUUGAAAUUGAGAAGUUAUUACAAGCCGACUAAAAAAGACAAGAAAAAAGCUGGAGGUCACCAAGGUGCAGUGGAAUCAUUUUCACCAUCAGCUACACCUGCUCCUAGUUCAGCUUCUACAUCACAUGCAAAUGCAAAUGCAAAUCCAAAUGCAAAUGCAAAUGCACAAGGUGCGUCACAUGGCGGCAGUUCAAGCGCCAGCAAAAACAAAAAGAAGAAGAAAGGGAAAAAAUAG
Molecule: messenger RNA, 2088 nt
Organism: Lodderomyces elongisporus
Lineage: Eukaryota; Fungi; Ascomycota; Pichiomycetes; Serinales; Debaryomycetaceae
Gene: srp72
Product: signal recognition particle subunit
Exons: 1
Coding region: 1-2088 (695 amino acids)
Biological process (GO): SRP-dependent cotranslational protein targeting to membrane
Cellular component (GO): signal recognition particle, endoplasmic reticulum targeting
Molecular function (GO): ribosome binding; 7S RNA binding; protein binding
Source: RefSeq, a predicted model, not a curated record